AUGAAGAUGAUUGGAAUUGGUCUCACCACACUGGGCUUGGUUCUCAGCACAACGUUUGCAACGGCACAGAAUAUGUCGUUUGGUGCCAACAACUUCUACCGCAGCGACAAUGUAACGAUUCAGCCUGUUACAUUCCAGAACCAAUACGAGAUUACUGUGGCGGGAAAUCUCUUCAUUCACAACCACUUCAACCGCAGUAUGCACUUGCCAGCCAUUAUCGUCGGCCAUCCCAUGGGUGCCGUGAAGGAACAAAGCGCCAACCUAUACGCCACCAAGUUAGCCGAGCAAGGCUUUGUAACAGUCUCGAUCGAUCACAGUUUUUGGGGAGGCAGCGAGGGCAAGCCACGCAAUGCUGUGUCACCCGAACUGUACGCCGAAGCAUUCAGCGCGGCGGUUGACUAUCUUGGCACCAAAGCAUUUGUCGACCGUGAGCGAAUUGGUGCCAUCGGCAUCUGCGGCAGUGGCUCUUUUGUGAUCAGCGCGGCUAAGAUCGACCCGCGUAUUAAAGCUAUCGCGACAUCCAGCAUGUACGAUAUGGGCGCUGUCAACCGUGAUGGGCUAGAGAAUUCCCAGAGCGUCGAGGCGCGUAAGGAGGUUAUCGCUCAGGCGGCGCGGCAACGCUGGAUAGAGAUUAAGGGCGGUGGGAUCAAGUACACCGGGGGUACCCCGAACGAGCUCACCCCGGACACUCCUGCUGUUGGCCGGGAGUUCUUUGACUUCUACCGUACCCGCCGUGGCGAGUUCACGCCCAAGGGAACUACGGCUAACUUGACGACUCACCCAACACUCUCGUCUAACACCAAGUUCAUGAACUUUUACCCCUUCAACGAUAUUGAAACGAUUUCACCGCGUCCUUUGCUUUUCAUCUCGGGAGACCAGGCCCAUUCGCGCGAGUUCAGUGAGGACGCAUACGAGCGAGCCGCCGAGCCUAAGGAGCUGGUUUGGAUUCCUGGAGCCGGUCACGUCGAUCUCUACGAUCGUGUAGAUCUCAUUCCAUUCAACACCCUCACUCAAUUCUUCCGGACGAACUUGGGUGAGAACAAGGCCCGUCGUACCUAG
Molecule: messenger RNA, 1059 nt
Organism: Penicillium olsonii
Lineage: Eukaryota; Fungi; Ascomycota; Eurotiomycetes; Eurotiales; Aspergillaceae
Source: the annotation of a GenBank genome assembly